ACUUAAUUAGUACCGACCAAAUCAAUAGGAUUAAGAAUUAUGACUUUGGAAAUGACACCACAGUUCAGUCAAGUGACCAUCCGCAGAGUAAGCCUUUGACACAAAAUGAAUUGGAAAACAUCGAGUCACGUAUGAUGAUGAGGAAUUUGCAUUUAACAGAACGUUGCACUUUCUUUGGAUUGGACCAAAAAGGCAAUGACAGUCUUCACAAACCAAACUCUUGGGAAUAUUUAAUCAACAAGAAGUAUCAUUUAGUAUGGUGUAAUGUUUUUAAAGCAGCAUCAACAUCGUGGAUGUACAAUUUCAAUUUAAUGGCAGGAUAUCCAGAGCAAUUUCUACAAAAAUCCCAGAUGGUUCCAUUAAGCUUAGCACGGAAAAAGUAUCCUCGACCGAGCGUGAAGGAGCUUAACGAAGCUUUGAAUAUUUCCACAAGUUUCCUAAUCACUCGACAUCCGUUUGAGCGCUUAUUGAGUGCAUACCGUGAUAAAUUACAGUAUGCCUUACCACACACAUUCCAUCAGAAAUUGGGCAACAUGAUUGUACGAAAAUUCCGAAAGCCGGUGAGUUAUGAACGAGGCGAUAAUACGCAUCAUCCAUUAAUGAAUAAUGCACAUUCAUAUCUGCAAGCAAAGGCCAAAAAAGUUGGAACAAGAUGGCCUACAUUCUCUGAAUUUGUUGAAUUUUUAUUGUUCGAAGCAGCACAUGAUGCGGAUCUCGACAUGCAUUGGCAACCGAUAACCAACUUUUGUACACCAUGUCAAGUUCAUUUUGAUUUGAUAUUAAAGUUUGAGACACUUGAUGAAGAUCAACGUUAUUUGAUUGAAAAAGCAAGCCUAACGGGAAUAAUCAAGCCUGAGCACAGAAAUUCAGGAAAGGGAAAAAAUACCAAUGAAAUUUUAAUGAGCUUCUACGCACAAUUAACGAAAUCUCAAGUGAAAGGGUUGUACAACGUGUUUAGACAUGAUUUUGAAUUAUUUGACUAUAGUCCUGAUGAAUUUAUAAAAAUAGCACGCGAAGAUGAGGAGAAUGGAGUAAAUUCAGUAAAUGCAGAACCAAGGAUUGAAUUGAACAUUGAUCGUAGUAAAUUACUACCGUUUUCAUAGGAAUACAUUUAAAUCGUAGUUUAGGAUAGCGAUAAUAAUUGAAUUUUAGAAAAUCAGCUUUACUGAAUGAUGGAAUGUGAUUUGAUUGAUUUUUAACCUGAGUAUGACUACAGAAAAUUGGUUGCAAAGAGUACAUUUUAUAACAACAUCCUAGCUAUAUAAAACCGUUGCUAAGUCGCAGCUUGCAAUCUAGUGACAUCCCCAAAGAACCUUUUUGCAGCCAGAUUUUCAAAAUAUGCAACACUCUAGUUUACUGGAAUUACCCAGAAUUGUAGGAAUUUGAAGAAAAAAUAGAAUUGAGAGACCAAAGCUUGAAACUUUUUUGAGGCAUUUAACUUUUGGCCGAUCCACUUAAUAAAAAAUUGUGAUAUUAAUUAAAAUUGAUGAUAGUUAAUUAAAGAUCUUCUUAAACCACUCCUUCUUAGAUUAGCUUCUAAAUAAAUAAAAUAUCUACUUAAUUCCUUUUUCUUCCUAAUACUUCAUUCAUUAGAUAAUGCAAUUUGAUUUUUAUCAAAGUCCAAAAAGCAAUAGAUUGACGUAAUAAAUAAAAAAAUGAAGAUGAAUCAUAGUUGAUGACGGAAUAUAACUUGUUUGAAAUCAUAGAUAGAUGAUAUUAAUAGAUUAUGUUUUCCACAAAAAAAAAUCGUUAAUUAUAGAUUUUUUAAGAGGCAAUUUGAAACCCUCCAUGAUUUUAAAGUUUGUCCAAAUUUUACGAAUAAAAUGUCGAAU
Messenger RNA from Chironomus riparius, 1832 nucleotides. The record is from the annotation of a GenBank genome assembly. Lineage: Eukaryota; Metazoa; Arthropoda; Insecta; Diptera; Chironomidae.